Nymphaea colorata (pocket water lily) is the source of this 1837-nucleotide messenger RNA. RefSeq lists its product as uncharacterized. The coding region runs from base 136 to 1605 and encodes 489 amino acids. Lineage: Eukaryota; Viridiplantae; Streptophyta; Magnoliopsida; Nymphaeales; Nymphaeaceae. The record is from RefSeq and is a predicted model, not a curated record. The transcript is spliced from 16 exons.
AUGGCCUCUUCCGCAGCGAAAGCAAACGCUUCUAUUCCCUCCCCGCAUGCAAAUUCCUCCGAUUCUUUCCUCCAUUUCUUAUUUUUCUUCCUUUUAUUUGGCGUGAGGAGCUGAGGUGUUUCCUGGUUCGAUCUCAUGGCGAGCAGCAAGAGAGACAGCAUCCGUAUCGAGCGGGAAUCCGUCGUCCCGAUUCUCAAGCCGAAGCUGGUCAUGACGUUGGCUAAUCUCUUGGAACGUUCCGGGGAUCGCACGGAAUUCCUGAAACUGUGCAAAAGGGUCGAGUAUAUGAUUCGUGCUUGGUAUUUUCUGCAAUUUGAGGACCUGAUGCAAUUGUACUCUCUUUUUAGUCCCAUCGACGGAGCUGAGAAAUUGCAGCAACAGCAUUUGUCCAGCAGAGAGAUUGACGAACUCGAACAGAAAUUUUUGAACUAUUUAUUUCAGGUAAUGGAGAAGAGCAAUUUCAAGAUAGUUACUGAUCAAGAAAUUGAGGUUGCUCGCAGUGGGCAAUACCUUCUGAAUCUUCCCAUUUCAGUUGAUGAAUCAAAGCUAGACAGCAAGCUUUUAUCAAGGUUUUUUUGUGAUCAUCCCCAUGAGAACCUUCCGGAGUUUGCGAAAAAGUAUAUAAUUUUCCAUCGUGGAGUUGGGAUUGACAAAACAAGUGAUUACUUUUUCAUGGAGAAGCUGGACAUGAUCAUUUCGCGUGCAUGGGCUUGGUUCAUCAGUGUUACUGGAUUGCAAACAUUGCUAUCUAAAAGGCAUAGUCAAAGUUCACAAGCAAAUUCAAAGAAAACUGAUGAAAUAUGUAAGCACUCAGAAAAUGGUGACAUGUAUGAUCGAAUUCGGAUUGAGAACAUGGAACUGAGCUUGAAAAACUUGCUUGGCAAGAUCAUGAUUCAAGAGCCAACUUUUGAAAGGAUGAUAGUAGUCUAUAGGCGCGCAAGUAGCAAAGAGCAGGAUGAUCAUGGAAUUUACAUCAAGCAUUUUAAAAACAUCCCUAUGGCUGAUAUGGAGCUGGUUCUGCCAGAGAAGAAAAAUCCAAGUCUAACCCCAAUGGACUGGGUCACAUUUAUUAUUUCUGCUGUUGUGGGUCUGGUUACACUUGUUAGCUCACUUGAAAAGCCCAAAGCUGAUAUUUGGGUUAUAAUAGCCAUCCUCUCUGGGCUUGUCGGUUACUGUGCCAAGACAUACUUCACGUUCCAACAGAAUAUGGCAACGUACCAGAAUUUGAUUACAAAAUCAAUGUAUGACAAACAGUUGGACAGUGGGAGAGGAACCCUUCUUCAUUUGUGUGAUGAUGUUAUACAGCAGGAAGUGAAGGAGGUGAUUAUAGCAUUCUAUGUUUUGAUGGAACAGGGUAAAGCAACGAAACAGGAGCUUGAUAAGCGAUGCGAAGAACUCAUGGAGUCAGAAUUUGGACUUAAGUGUGACUUUGAAGUGGAUGAUGCGGUGCAGAAAUUGGAGAAGCUUGGGAUUAUUGGGCGGGACUCCGCUGGAAAAAUUUUCUGCGUUAGUCUUCAGCGUGCAAAUGACGUCAUUGGAACGACAACGGAAGAACUGGUGUUGAAAGCGAGACAGGUCACGUCCUCGUCACCACAAAAGGCAUAGUUUCAAAGAGCUUGACAGGUCUAUGGCGUUUAAUCUUCUGCCAAAUACGAGGUGGCGUUUUUUUUUUUUUUAUUUCUUUUACAAUUCGUUUAUUUAUUUGUCUAUGGCAUGUUCCUGACAUGAGCAAAUGUAUGUAUGCAUGUCUUUAUGUACAUAUAUCCUUUUUAUUGAUCUGUUCGGAACAGAUUACUACCACUAUGGAUUAUUUCAUGGAUCACGAUCUUGAAACUUA